AGACCUCUUACACGUUGAACCAAAAGACGGCCGUAACCUGGAGCAGCGAUCAUGCACCUACUGCGACCUUAACAACGAAGAAGAUCUAAGAGGGAAAAGAACAAGAAUUCCCCGACUUCUGAUCCGAAAAUCACCGAGCUCCGGACAUUGCUGUUACAUCCAAAGGACCAACCAAUCGAGCCGCCAUCGUACGGAUUUUUAUCUCUGUUUUCCUGAUUUCUCAAACUCUCUCUCCAUGGAUCCAUCAUCGGGGCCUCUUCGGCCAUCUAUUACAGCUGACGCUGAGCUCGAGCUCGAGCGCGAUGGUCAGUCCCAAAAGGAGCAUGCGCACGACAAUGCUGAGCAGCACCUUCACCAGCACCAACAAGGACUUCCAUCUGCUGCCAACGAGCCGGCUGUCGGAUCAACUCUCGAGCCAGCUACCCCAGCUGCCGUCGACAGUGCUGUUGUCGCCAGGGAUGAUGCUGAAGAUAAGCUUCUCACACCCCCUGACGCCGCGGCCUUGGACACAGCUCCCGUUGCCACGCAUCUAGCUCGGUUCGAGUUCAGCGACCGCGGCACCAAGAUCUUAAUGGUCGAGUGGUAUCCUGGAGCCGCUGCGACCACGGCCUCCGCCUUGGCCGGCCAAGAUACGAACUCUACCGCUGGCGAAGUCUCCCGCGAUGAGGCCAGCGCUGCUGGUGAUGCUGUCGAUAAUGCAUCGGCUGCGCCAGCCCGCGUACCUUCCAGUCCUGUCGUUGAUGCCGCUGUCUGGGAGGUCUCGUGGCCGGGCAAGUCUACCUUCCUUCCCGCCAGAGAUACCGAUGAGAACGACGCCCGACGCCGUGUCUACUUCAUGCUGCCUCCUGAGGCACAGGUGCCGCCAACGGUAACUAUUGCGCGCCCUGGGCGGGCCAGUCUGAUUCUCAAACCGCUGCCGGCCAUAUUCCCGGAGCAUUUCCAGGCGGAAUCUGGCCCUCGAGGCGUGUUGCAUACGAUAUGGGCCAAGAAGCGCCUAAGGGAGCUCGAGCUGGAGAUGGAAGCCGAGAUGAGGGCAAACGCGGAGAGUGUAGGCCUUGAGAUGGCUCUGGCAGAGAAGCAGUGGAUCGUUGACAACUUCUUGCGUGCUCCUGCAGCACCUGCUCCUACCAGUCCUCGCUCCCCCGUCUCUGGACGCCUUGGCGACAAGCUCAAGGGCUUGCGUCUGGCUACUUCACCGGCAGAUCUGGUGCCAAGCCCAGCAGCAAAUACGUUUACAACCCCUGAUAGCCAGUCUCACAUGCUAUCCCCUCUGGGAGGUGACAUUGCCGUAUCCUCCUUCUCGGCCAUUUCCCGCAGCCGCCCAUCCGGCCCGAUAUCUCUUGAUGCUGCUCUUAGCGGCGACAUGGCCCCUCUACAGUCUAGCUCUAACGAUGCUGAAGAUGGCCUGUUUGCAAUGCCAAUGAGCCCCCGGAGCCCAGACAUGAUCAAGAGCCCGUUUAGCGCUCUCGGCCCGGGCCUUUAAGAUACGGCGCUUCCAUGAGAAAUCUGGAAAGACGAAGAAGCAAGGCAAGGAAGAAAAAAAAAAGUAAGAAAAAAGACGACCAAUUUCAGCAUUGCAUAGCCUGUUGUCACAAUUUUGUAACAUUGAUACUGAUACCCUCGGGACGCUAUCCUUUCAUCAAAGCCCGCCACAUAGAGAGAAAGAAGCUCGGUGAUAUAGACUUUUUCCCCUUCAUGUUAAACUCAAAACAGUCGUACUCUUCGUGUAGAUGGUAACCAAAUAAUUGAGAGUUUCCAUUAUGAAGCUCAUACAUUUUGUUCGCA
This is a messenger RNA of Trichoderma atroviride IMI 206040, 1785 nucleotides long. RefSeq lists its product as uncharacterized. Lineage: Eukaryota; Fungi; Ascomycota; Sordariomycetes; Hypocreales; Hypocreaceae. The record is from RefSeq and is a predicted model, not a curated record.